Messenger RNA from Metarhizium album ARSEF 1941, 2589 nucleotides. Its product is annotated as glycogen phosphorylase. Gene Ontology annotation, biological process: glycogen catabolic process. Gene Ontology annotation, cellular component: cytoplasm. Lineage: Eukaryota; Fungi; Ascomycota; Sordariomycetes; Hypocreales; Clavicipitaceae. The record is from RefSeq and is a predicted model, not a curated record. Gene Ontology annotation, molecular function: pyridoxal phosphate binding; glycogen phosphorylase activity. The transcript has 7 exons. The coding region runs from base 1 to 2589 and encodes 862 amino acids.
AUGGCCACAGAACAGCGACUGCCGACGAGGGAACGUCGUCCCUCGACUUCAGCACCCAUUGUGGAUAUUACUGGCGGCGUUGGGCCUGCUGGCAUCUCUCGUCCUAAGCACAAGAGGACCUUUACGGGCUUUGGGGCCGGAGAGAUUAGGAGCGUUGAAGCCUCCAUCCCCGAGCCUCAGCGGGAGGCCUGGAAGCGAAACCAAAUAGCCAGCUUCACAGACAAAGACGGGUUCGAGAAGGAAGUCGUGCGCCAUGUGGAAACUACCCUCGCCCGGAGCAUGUUCAACUGCGACGAAAUCGCGGCCUAUUCGGCCACGAGCCUUGCCUUCCGCGACCGUCUCAUCACUCACUGGAACAAGACGCAGCAGCGUCAGACAUACGUCGAUAGCAAGAGGGUGUAUUACUUGAGCUUGGAGUUUUUGAUGGGUUUCAGAAUCGAAGACGUUGUCAAGCAAGAGCACGAUGCCGCCCUCGGGAAUGGUGGUUUGGGCCGUUUGGCGGCCUGCUUCCUCGACAGUUUGGCCACGUUGAAUUUCCCUGCAUGGGGCUACGGCCUGCGAUAUCGCUACGGUAUUUUCAAGCAAGAGAUAAUUGACGGUUAUCAGGUCGAAGUGCCUGAUUACUGGUUGGAUUUUAACCCAUGGGAGUUCCCCCGUCACGAUGUGACCGUAGACAUCCAAUUCUUCGGUCAGGUCAACAAGAAAACAACUGGCGGGAGAACUAUAUCCGUCUGGGAAGGCGGCGAAAUAGUCCGAGCUGUAGCUUACGAUGUCCCAAUCCCAGGCUAUGACACUCCGACCACUAACAAUCUCCGUCUUUGGUCGAGCAAGGCCUCUGGUGGCGAGUUCGACUUCCAGAAGUUCAACAACGGCGAUUAUGAGAGUUCCGUGGCCGAACAACAGCGUGCAGAGACUAUCAGCGCGGUGCUGUAUCCCAAUGAUAACCUGGAGCGCGGUAAGGAACUGCGUCUGAAGCAGCAGUAUUUCUGGGUGGCGGCGUCGCUGUAUGAUAUUGUGCGCAGAUUUAAGAAGUCACGGAGGCCGUGGAACGAGUUUCCUGACCAAGUGGCUAUUCAAUUGAAUGACACGCAUCCCACGCUCGCGAUUGUGGAGUUGCAGAGGAUUCUGGUCGAUAUUGAAGGUUUGGAGUGGGAUGCUGCGUGGGAAAUCGUCACGGGCACUUUUGGAUACACCAAUCACACUGUCCUCCCGGAAGCCCUCGAGAAAUGGCCCGUCGGCCUCGUCCAGCACCUGCUCCCCCGCCAUCUCCAAAUCAUCUACGACAUCAACUUGUUCUUUUUGCAGAGCGUAGAAAAGGCUUUCCCUAGCGAUAGAGAAAUACUCCGCCGGGUCUCUAUCAUUGAGGAAUCUCAACCCAAGAUGGUGCGCAUGGCGUUCCUAGCCAUCGUCGGCUCUCACAAGGUCAACGGCGUUGCAGAGCUCCACUCAGACCUCAUCAAGACCACCAUCUUCAAGGACUUUGUCGAAAUCUACGGCCCGGACAAAUUCACCAAUGUCACAAACGGCAUUACCCCGCGCCGCUGGCUGCAUCAAGCCAAUCCCCGACUGUCCGAACUGAUUGCCUCCAAGUGCGGCGGCAACGAGUUCCUUAAGGACCUCACUCUGCUUAACCAGCUGGAGAAGCACAUUGGGGACAAGAAGUUCCGAAAGGAGUGGGCAGAGAUCAAGUACGCCAACAAGGUGCGUCUGGCGAAGCAUAUCAAGGAUACCACUGGCGUGGUUGUCAACCCUGCCUCCUUGUUUGACGUGCAGGUCAAGCGUAUCCAUGAGUAUAAGCGUCAGCAGCUCAACAUCUUUGGGGUAAUUCAUCGGUAUCUGACCCUCAAGGCCAUGACACCAGACGAACGGAAGAAGCAGUUGCCGCGCGUGAGCAUCUUUGGCGGCAAGGCUGCGCCGGGGUACUGGAUGGCCAAGCAGAUCAUCCAUCUGAUCAACUCAGUGGGCGCGGUGGUGAAUAAGGACGAGGACAUCGGUGAUUUGCUCAAGGUUAUCUUCUUGGAGGAUUAUAAUGUGAGCAAGGCGGAAAUAAUUUGCCCUGCUUCGGAUAUUAGCGAGCACAUCUCGACCGCCGGUACAGAGGCGUCUGGAACCAGUAAUAUGAAGUUUGUCCUCAACGGCGGUCUCAUCAUAGGCACGUGUGAUGGCGCAAAUAUUGAGAUCACGCGUGAAAUCGGUGAAAGCAACAUCUUUCUCUUCGGCAACCUCUCCGAAGAUGUUGAAGACCUCCGCCACGCUCACAACUACGGCUCCCACACCAUCGACCCGGACCUCGACAAAGUUUUCAACGAGAUUGAAGACGGCACAUUUGGCAACCCGCACGACUUCAGCGCCAUGAUUGCAGCUGUCCGCCAGCACGGUGAUUAUUAUCUCGUGUCGGAUGAUUUCCACAGCUACAUUGAGACGCAUCAGCUCGUAGAUGAGGCGUAUCGCAACCAGGAUGGGUGGAUUGCGAAAUGCAUCACUUCAGUUGCUCGUAUGGGCUUCUUCACCAGUGACCGGUGUAUUAACGAGUACGCCGAGGAGAUUUGGAACGUUGAGCCGCUUGCUGUUGACAGGCGCUCAUUUUGA